Meriones unguiculatus (Mongolian gerbil) is the source of this 4621-nucleotide messenger RNA. RefSeq names its product alpha-2-macroglobulin. Gene Ontology annotation, cellular component: extracellular region. NCBI's taxonomy places the organism in Eukaryota, Metazoa, Chordata, Mammalia, Rodentia, Muridae. Gene Ontology annotation, molecular function: endopeptidase inhibitor activity. The transcript is spliced from 36 exons. The coding region runs from base 124 to 4539 and encodes 1471 amino acids. The record is from RefSeq and is a predicted model, not a curated record.
UGUGUGGGUGGAACCAGCUGUCUGUACAAAGAACAGCAUAAAGCCCAGCAGCACGUUCAAGGACCACUUCUCCGGCGGGGGAGCGAGGCGCGAGGCAGCCGGGGCUCCGGUCCUCCCCGCAGCAUGGGGAAGCGCAGGCUCCCUCAGCCGAGCCUGGUCCUGCUGUCCCUGCUGCUGCUGCUGCCGCCGCCCACAGAUGCUGCCUCAUCACAAAAGCCCAUCUACAUGGUGUUGGUCCCCUCCCUGCUUCACACAGGCACCCUCGAGAGGGGCUGCCUCCUUUUCAUCCACUUGAACGAGACAGUGACAGUGAAAGUGUCCGUGGAGUCUGUCCAGGGAAACAAAAGCCUCUUCACCGAUCUUGUGGUUGACAAGGAGUUAUUCUACUGUGCUACCUUCCUUACCCCACAGUCUUCAUCCACUGAGGUGAUGUUUCUCACUGUCCACGUAAAAGGAGAAACUCACGAAUUCAGGAAACGGAGCACGGUGCUGGUUAAGAGGAAAGAGAAUCUGGUCUUUGCUCAGACUGACAAGCCCAUCUACAUACCGACACAGACAGUGAAAUUUCGUGUUGUUUCAUUGGAUGAAAAAUUUCGUCCCCUUAAUGAAUUGAUUCCUCUACUGUAUGUUCAGGACCCCAGAGGAAAUCGUAUCGCACAAUGGCAGAGUGUCAAGUUAGAGAGUGGCCUCAAACAGUUGUCCUUCCCCCUCUCCUCAGAGCCUCCUGAGGGCUCCUACAAGUUGGUGAUACGCACAGACUCGGGCAGGACCAUAGAGCACCCCUUCUCUGUGAAGGGAUUUGUGCUUCCCAAGUUUGAAGUCAAAGUGAAAGUUCCAGAGACAAUCACCAUCCUGGAUGAAGAGAUGCGUGUGUCUGUGUGUGGCGAAUACACCUACAGGAAGCCUGUUCUGGGGCAUGUGACUGUAAACAUCUGCAGAAGGUCCAGUGAGCCUUCUAACUGCUUCGGUGAAGACUCGCUGGCUUACUGUGAGAAACUCAGUGAGCAGCUAGACAACCGUGGCUGCUUCUCUCAUCUACUAAAAACCAAGGCUUUCCAGCUCAAGAGGCAAGAGUAUGAGAUGCAGCUCGAAGUGAGCGCCAAGAUCCAAGAACAGGGAACAGGUGUGGAGAUAACCGGAAACGGGCUCACUAAAAUCACAAGAACCAUCACCAAACUGACGUUUGUGAAUGUGGACUUGCAUUUCAGAAGAGGAAUUCCAUUCGUUGGACAGGUCCUGUUGGAGAACGGGAGAGGUGCCCCUAUUCAGUAUGAAAUGAUCUCCAUCAUAGCAAAUGAAGCAAACCAUUACUUAAACGCUACAACGGAUAAGGAUGGCCUGGUGUCGUUCUCCAUCAACACGGACAACAUCAUGGACACCUCCCUAACUGUCAGGGCCAAGUACAAGGAUAACCAUGUCUGCCACGGGUUCCGAUGGUUGACAGAGGAGCAUGUGGAGGCUCAGCACACGGCCAGUGCUGUUUUCUCACCAAGCCAAAGCUUGGUGCACCUGGUAUCCACGCCUGGCGAACUGCGCUGUGACCAACGGCUGCACAUCCAGGUGCUUUAUAUUCUAAACAGGAAGGCUGUGCAGGAGCUGAAGAAGAUAGUCUUCUAUUAUCUGCUCAUGGCAAGGGGAGGCAUCGUUCGCUCAGGGACUCACGUGCUGCCUGUGGAGCCCGGAGACAUGAAAGGCCACUUCUCCAUAUUUAUCCCGGUGAAGACAGACCUGGCUCCUCUGGCUCGAUUGCUCCUUUUUACUGUUCUGCCUGGUGGAGAAGUAGUCGCAGAUACUGUCAAAUAUGAGAUUGGAAACUGUCUGAACAACAAGGUGACUUUGACCUUCCACCCAAAUAGCAGUCUUCCCGGCACCCAUACCCUCCUUAGCGUCAUGACUUCUCCUAAUUCCCUCUGUGCCCUGCGAGCUGUCGACCAUAGCCUGCUGCUCCUGAAGCCUGAGGCUGAGCUCUCUCCAUCCUUGGUUUACAAUCUGCUACCGGUGAAGGACCUCACUGGCUUCCCCCAGGGUGCUGACCAGCGGGAAGAAGACCCUAGAGGCUGUAUCAAGCAAUACGACAUCUACAUCAAUGGGAUACUCUACUCCCUGGUGGAGAACACCAGUGAAGAGGACGUGUACGGCCUCCUGGAGGAAAUGGGCUUAAAGGUUUUCACCAACUCAAAGAUCCAUAAACCCAAAGUCUGUGAACGGCUCGAACACACUCAAAGAGGACCAGCUGCGUACCAUCUCGUAGGCCAAAACCUCAUGAAUGAUUUUCUAGUGGCUCCAGAGUCUCCCAAGGAGACUAAACGGACCUACUUCCCUGAGUCGUGGAUCUGGGACUUGGUGGUUGUGAACUCCUCAGGAGUGGCUGAAAUGGAAGUGACAGUCCCUGACACCAUCACUGAGUGGAAGGCCGGGGCCUUCUGCCUGUCCAAUGACACUGGACUUGGGCUCUCUCCUGUGGUUUCUCUCCAAGUCUUCCAGACCUUCUUUGUGAAGCUCACGAUGCCCUACUCUGUGAUCCGAGGAGAAGCCUUCACGCUCAAGGCCACUGUGCUGAACUACCUCGAAAUGUGCAUCCGGGUUGCUGUGGAACUAAAGGCCUCUCCCUAUUUCAUCGCUGUCCCGAUGGAGAAGGAACAAAAGUCUUACUGCAUCUGUAUGGAUGAGCAGUAUACAGUGUCCUGGGCAGUAACCCCCAAUUUGUUAGGACAAGUAAAUUUCUCUGUGAGUGCACAGGCUCUCAACUCUCAGGAGGUCUGUGGGAAUGAGGUGCCAGUGGUCCCUGAAUAUGGAAAGAAAGAUUUGGUCAUCAGGUCGCUGUUGGUUGAACCUGAAGGUCUAGAGAACGAAGUGACAGUCAGCAGGCUGCUUUGUCCAUGGGGUGCCGAGGUGUCUGAAGAGAUAUCGCUGAAGCUGCCACCAGGUGUGGUAGAGGACUCUCCUAGAGCCUCUGUCACAGUUUUGGGAGAUAUUUUGGGUUCUGCCAUGCAAAACAUACAGGAUCUCCUCAAGAUGCCCUAUGGCUGUGGAGAACAGAAUAUGGUUCUGUUUGCUCCUAAUAUCUAUGUCCUGGAUUAUCUGAAUGAAACGCAGCAACUGACUGAGGAGAUCAAGACCAAGGCCAUUGACUAUCUCAAUAUGGGUUACCAAAGACAAUUAAACUACAAGCACCAGGAUGGCUCCUACAGCACUUUUGGGGAAAAAGCUAGCAGGAAUCAUGGGAAUACCUGGCUCACAGCCUUUGUACUGAAGAGUUUUGCUCAAGCUCAAAAAUACAUCUUCAUCCAUGAAGCACACAUCACCCAAGCCCUCAUCUGGCUCUCCCAGCAGCAGCAGGACAAUGGCUGUUUCAGGAGCUCCGGGUACCUGUUCAACAAUGCCAUGAAGGGAGGAGUUGAAAAUGAAGUCACCUUGUCUGCCUAUAUCACCAUGGCUCUCCUGGAGAUGUCUCUCCCUGUUACGCAUCCUGUUGUUCGUAAUGCCCUCUUUUGCCUGGACACAGCCUGGAAGUCAACAAGGAAAGGAGCUCAUGGCAGCCAUGUUUACACUAAGGCACUAUUGGCCUAUGCUUUUGCCCUUGCUGGUGACAAAGACACGAAAAGGGAGAUACUGAAAUCACUUGAUGAGGAAGCUGUGAAAAAAGACAAUUCCAUCCACUGGGCCAGACCUCAGAAACCUGCAGUACCAGUGGGCCUUUGGUACCAACCACAGGCCCCCUCUGCCGAGGUAGAGAUGACUGCUUAUGUGCUCCUCGCUUAUCUUACUGGCACACCAGCUUCAAUCCAAGAGGACCUGACCACUGCGAUGCUCAUUGUGAAGUGGCUCAUAAAGCAGCAGAAUUCCCACGGCGGCUUCUCCUCCACUCAGGACACAGUAGCAGCUCUCCAUGCUUUGUCCAAAUAUGGAGCAGCUACUUUCACAAGAUCUAGGAAAACUGCACAGGUGACCAUCUACUCUUCAAAUGUAUUUUCUACAAGAUUCCAAGUGGACAAUAGCAACCAGUUAUUGCUGCAGAGGGCCACAUUGCCGAUUGUGCCCGGAGAUUACACUGCUCAGGUGAUAGGAGAAGGAUGUGUCUACCUCCAGACCUCUGUGAACUUCAAUGUUCUCCCGAGAAAGAAGGAGUUCUCAUUUGCUCUAGUGCUGCAGACCCUUCCCCAGACUUGUGAGGAUCAAAAAGCUCACACCAGCUUCGAGAUCUCACUUAAUAUCCGUUACACUGGCAGCCGUUCCAACUCCAACAUGGCAAUUGCUGAUGUGAAGAUGGUGUCUGGCUUCGUUCCCUUGACACCGACAGUGAAGAUGCUUGAACAGUCUGUACAUGUGAGCCGGAUAGAAGUCAGAAGUAACAAUGUCUUGAUUUACUUGGAUAAGGUGUCAAAUCAGACGCUGGCCUUGUCCUUCACAGUUCAGCAAGAUAUUCCAAUAAAAGACCUGAGGCCAGCCAUAGUGAAAGUCUAUGAUUACUACGAGAAAGAUGAGUUUGCAGUCACUGAGUACAGUGCUCCCUGCAGCACAGGUUAUGGAAAUGUCUGAGGACAUCGUGAAUAAAAAGUGUUUUACUAGAGCCCUGUUCUUACAACUUCAUAAGAAAAACAGUGUUUUUGUACUUCCAGAG